AUGGCGACGGACAGCAUGCUGGAACCGGAGGCGGCGGCGGUGGCGGCGGGCGGAGCAUCAGCAGCGCGUCAGCGGCCGUCGAAGCAAGCCAGCCGCAGCACGCGAGCGUUGUUCCCGACGGCGUACAACGGCCAGAAGUGGGCGCGCUUUCUGGACCGGUGCCUAGCGACGCGGCUCUCGGUCGACCGGUUUACGCAGUUUGCGCCGCUCCAGCAGCGGAAGUACCCGGUGGCGCCGGCGCUGCUGGCGGAUCUUCUGCUGCGGCCGCGAAGCGGCGGCGUCGGGUCCUCGACGACAUCAGCGACAGCGACAGCGACAGCUACAUGCGACGCGUUUAUCGACCCGCGCAUCCCGGCGUAUCUGCAGGUGCUGCUGCAGCUCCGGCACGUCGACGUGACCUCGGUGCUGCAGGCGCUGUACCGCUACUCGACAUCGCAACGAGCGGCGCAAAAGUCGGCUCACGUCAAGGGCGAGCAGCAGCAGCAGCAAGGCGACAGAGACGGAGACGACGACGACGCGAGCGGACCCUUGACGCCGGCGGUCAAGAUUGAGCCGGGCAGCAGGACAGGCGGAGGACCGAGCACACAGACAUCAGUCGGCCGGACGGCACUCUGGGGCAACUCGUACGCCAACGAGGAGACGACGUUUUAUCGGAUCACGCGUGCGGUGCGCCAGGGAACGGCUAUCCGGAACCACCGUGAGGCGCUGGCGAUUGCGCGCAGCAUGGCGGCGUGGAUGGACCUCUUCGUGGCGGCGGCGGCCGAGACGACGGUCGGCACGGUGGUCGGCACGGGGGCGCGCGACCUGACGGCGCAGGAACACAUGCAGGAGGAGAUGGGGGCAGCACGAGCAGCGUUUGUGAUGCUGCUCCUGGCUGUGUUCGAGAACGAGAUCCUGUGUGCGGCCCUGGCGAUACCGGCGGUAAAAGGUGCUAGAAAACUGCUGUCUGCCAGCAUAGGCAGCUUCGUGCCGGUGAUCUCGCUCACACCAACACCGAUCACGGCGCGGCUGGAGCAGUUCCGUGCCGAUACGCUGGGCAGCCUCGAGCCGGCAGACAAGAAGGAGGCUGAGGCGGCCGACCUGCACGACAUAAUCAACUCGACGCUCGUCGGCCGGCCACUCAUCGACGACACUGCCCUCUUUACAUACCUACACAACCGAUACCAGGGCGACCUGCAGACGACGGCGAUCGACCUGAUCCUGGCGUCGUUUGACGUGCUGGCCAACGCGGUGUUUCGUACGGAGGUUCACACGUCGGCACACCUGCUGCGAUCGUUCCUGCUCAACAAGGUGCCGCUGCUGCUGGCGUCGCUGGCAAGCUCGCCACUGUACCCGUUCAACGCCGAGUACUGCAUCUCGGAGGCGCUGAGCCGGGUGGACACGAACGCGUUUCCGACCAUGUCAUCGAUGUUUGACGACAACCAGAACACGACGCCGCUGACGGACAGCGCGCGACAGGACUUUUGCUUUGCGUGUUGCCUGCACGGGCUGAUAGCCGAGACGAGCAUCGAGACGCUGCUGGGCGAGAUGACGUACCAGACGCUGCCGGACGGCGGACGUUUCACCAAGGAGCGGCUGGUACAGCAGUGUCUGGGAGGCGGUGGUGGUGGCGGAGACGCCGGACGGAUCACGGCGCUGGUGGGCCAGCUGGACAGCAUGGACGGCAACGCAGGAGCGGCAUGCCAGGCACUAGUGGCCGUGCUAGGACAGCUGUGCGAACGGCGGGAGACGGCGACGCUUAAGGGACUGUGCAACCAGCUGGUGCGCAAGCCGCUGGCUUUUGACGUCGUGCUGCUGUUCGAAAAAUUGUCGGCAAUAGUGUGGCCGCUGUGCCGGCUGCUGGACACGUGGCGAUACGACGACGACCAGGGCGAGUACCAGCCUGUGUAUGAGGAGUUCGGGGCGGUACUGUUCCUGUUGUUGGCUUUUGUGCAUCGCUACGGCCUCUCGGUGGCCGAUCUGGGCAUCGAGUGGCCGGCAGACUCGUUUGUGGCGCGGCUGCUGACAAAGGGUCACCUUGGACGCACGCUGGCCGAGAUUUCGGAGCAGGAGGGCGAGAACCUGGGCAACUGGAUCCGCGGGCUGUUUGACACGGAUGCCGGGGGACUGAGUGACGACCUGAUGUCGUCGUGUCCGCCGCAGCAGUUCUACAUGUUGACGCCGACGCUCUUCCAGCAGAUUGUGCAGGCGGUGAGCACGAACGCGUUGUCGGAGGAGAUGUUGAAGUGCGGGAUAGAGUACCUUGUGGACACGUUCCUGCUGCCAUCGCUCGUGACGGCGCUGAUCUACCUCUCGGACAUGCUGCGGGUAGAACGGCUGACGGAGCAGCGGGCGAUCCUGCGGGUGCUGCACUUGAUCCUGCAGCCGGCGACGAUUUCGAGCGAGGCGGCGACGAUGCUGUCGGCGCUGCUCAAUGUGGUGGCGAAGCCGCUGGAGCAGGCACUGCGCACAUACCAGCGACAAGACCCCAAGAGCCAGGAGGUGGACCCGCUGCUGCGGGUGUUGAAGCCCAACAUUCCGCGAUCGAGGCGGACAGCCGCGGCCGAGCAUAACGAGCUGACGUUUGGCAACACGAGUAACAACGGUGGCCUGGCAGCGGCGGUGCGCCAGACGGUGCAGAGCUUUGUGCAGUGGAGCGUGCAUCCGGGCGUGAACACGAUGCCGACCUGGUACACGCACCGGCAGUUCCUGGCAGCCCUGAGGCUGAUGGGCGCGCCACGGCUGCUGCAGCUGAUCCUGGACGACCUGCAGCGUCAGGUAGAGGCCGGCAGUGGCAGCAUGGCCUAUGAUGUGGCCUGUGCCCUGGUAUGUGCGCCAGACGUGACGAACGAGCCAUCGCCUGCGAUGCUGUAUGUGCUGGGAGGAGGGGGAGGAGAUCGAGGCAGCGACAAGCAGCAGAAAAACGACCUGGUGCCGAAUCCGGCGACAGUGCAGCGGCGCAUGUCAUUACGCCAGGCGCUAGCCUUUCGAGCGGAGGAGUGGAAGCAGAUGCAGCGCUCUGGGCGGCCGAGCGAGAUGGUCAUGGCUGAGACGAUUGUGCGGCUGCACCGUCGUGUCGAGGCUCAGAUGGCACCACCGCCGCCAGCAGCCGUGGCAGCCGCGGCGGCUGUCGAGAUGGUCGAUAUGACCGAUCUGGGCGGCGAUCUCGGUGGCAAUCUCGGUGGUGAUCUCGGUGCCGACCUCACCAGUCACAACCUGGGUGGGCUCGACGGGACCGACGUCGCGGCGGCUGCAGCAGCCGCUCUCGAUGGCGCGGCCAUGGACAGCAUUGCGGCAGCGGCUGUUCAGGCUGCAGCAGCUGAUGCGGCCGAUGCGGCCGAUGCCAUGACGCUCGACACCACAGCGCCGCCGGCCAGCAGCAAGACGGCCGCCGGCGCGGCUGUGACCGACCUCGACGAUCUCGGCGAUCUCGGCGAUCUCGGCGAUCUCGGCAGCCUCGAGGGUAUGGGCGUUAUGGACGGGCUCGGCGAUAUAGGUGGCGCCAGCGCGGCCGGCAGCCUCGACCUUGGUGACCAGAGCAUGUUUUCGGACCUGGAACUGAUAUCGUGGAUUGACAUGCAGUGA
Grosmannia clavigera kw1407 is the source of this 3564-nucleotide messenger RNA. RefSeq names its product RNA polymerase 2 mediator complex subunit. NCBI's taxonomy places the organism in Eukaryota, Fungi, Ascomycota, Sordariomycetes, Ophiostomatales, Ophiostomataceae. The transcript is spliced from 4 exons. Gene Ontology annotation, cellular component: mediator complex. Bases 1 to 3564 code for a protein of 1187 amino acids. Gene Ontology annotation, molecular function: transcription coregulator activity. The record is from RefSeq and is a predicted model, not a curated record. Gene Ontology annotation, biological process: regulation of transcription by RNA polymerase II.